AUUCAACCUAUAUUUGCAAAAUGCCUUCUCUUACUGCUCUUGCCGGCUGGGGUGCUUUUGGUGCUGGUGUUAGAUUCUACCAGUUGGGUUUACUACAAAGAAAUCAGGCUAAGGGCAUAGUUGGUUACGCACUUUCUUCUGCUCUCUGGGUCGGAAUUGGUUAUACUGCCAUUGGAUUUUACGAAAAUCAACAACAAGUGUCUAAAAAAAGAAUUGCUAGUUUGCUAGAAAAAAGAGCCAAACGUGCUGCAGCUCAAGAAGCCGAAGCAUAAUUUGUAAUGUAAUUGAUAUUAAUCUUUACCAAUGCAACAAUGAACAUAAAAAUUGAAAAAAAAAAAUAAAUUGCUAUAAUGAAAUUUGUUAUAUGUUUAUAUAUGAAAUAGAGGGUUCAUUCAUAUGCAAUUCGAUUAGGUUGCCUUUCUAAUCACUGUCUUUUUAGUUUUAAUAUUCUCAUUUCCAAUUACCUUUUUAUAUUUAAAAUAUUUAUGUUCAUAAUUAUAAUUAUAACUGAGUUUAAAUUUAAUGAUCUUUUCUUUUUUUUUUUAAUUAUCUUUUUUAUUCAAAAUAUAAUUUCCAAAUUUAUCCAUUUUAAGAUCUUCAACCCCUUCAAUCAAUUUUUUUAUGAUUUCUUCAUUUUCUUCUUCCAACUGCUUGUUUUCUUUGUUGAUUCUAUCAAGUUCAUCUUCACUGUCUAAUUCGUCUUCAUCAUAAUUUUCGUAAUAAUCGAUUUCUGCAUCUUCGAAUUCACCUUCCAGUUCAUAACCAUCUUC
Molecule: messenger RNA, 770 nt
Organism: Ascoidea rubescens DSM 1968
Lineage: Eukaryota; Fungi; Ascomycota; Saccharomycetes; Ascoideales; Ascoideaceae
Exons: 1
Coding region: 21-272 (83 amino acids)
Source: RefSeq, a predicted model, not a curated record